Molecule: messenger RNA, 1419 nt
Organism: Halteromyces radiatus
Lineage: Eukaryota; Fungi; Mucoromycota; Mucoromycetes; Mucorales; Cunninghamellaceae
Product: putative serine dehydratase domain-containing protein
Exons: 3
Coding region: 57-1304 (415 amino acids)
Biological process (GO): D-serine catabolic process
Molecular function (GO): D-serine ammonia-lyase activity
Source: RefSeq, a predicted model, not a curated record
UUAUUUUUAUUUUUUAUUUUUUAUUAUUUCUCAAAUAUAUAUAUUUAUUUUAUAUCAUGUCCUUUCCAGUGAUUCCUCAAUCUACUACACCUCUUUUACCUUUUGGUUUCUCUGUACCUGAUAAACAAGGUUUGGUCAAACAGUAUGUGGGAAAGUCCUUGGAACAAGUCCGAACACCUCGUCUUGUAGUAGAUCGUGCCAUUGUUCAAAAGAAUGGUGAAAAAUUGGGUGCCAUUGCUCAACAACAAAAAGUUAAGAUUCGUGUUCAUGUCAAGACGCAUAAAACUAUUGAAGCUACUGCCAUUGAACUACAAGCUACAAAUACAAAGUCUAUUGUUGUCUCUACUUUGGCUGAAGCUUACUACUUGAUUCAAUCACCUCUUGUUUCUUCCAAUCAAUUGAAUGAUGUCUUACUUGGUUUACCUAUCAGUCCGGAUAAGUUUGAUGAUAUGUUUGCUUUGGCUGAUCAAAUCGAUACUUUUUCUAUCUUUAUUGAUCAUGAUCAAACUUUGGAUGCUUUGGAUACUUAUUACAAUGAAAGAUUUGGUCAAGACUCUGAUCGUCGGGUGAAUGUCUUCUUUAAAGUAGAAUGUGGUAAUGGUCGUGCAGGUGCUGCCAUUCAUAAUGAAGCAUCUUUGAAACUUGCUCGUCGAUUGGUGAAUUCUCCAUAUAUCAAUUUGAUGGGUCUCUAUACACAUGCAGGACAAUCUUAUGCUUGCCGUGAUGAAGCCUCAGCAAUAGCUUUUCUUCAAGCAGAACGUGAUGCAGCCAUUCAGUAUCGGGAUUAUCUCAAGGAGAAUGGUAUUAUCAUCAAUCAAUGUUCCAUCGGUGCGACACCAACAGUAAUGGCAGCUGGAUUGGCUGAUAGUUCUGUGUUGGAAGGGAUCACCGAACUUCAUGCUGGUGCAUUUGCUUUUAUGGAUCGACAGCAAGUGGCUACCUCUUUGGCUACUAAUGAUGAUGUAGCUAUUACUGUACUCUCUCGUGUGGCCUCUCGUUAUCCUGAACGUGGCUCUAUCUUACUCGAUGCUGGUGCUCUUGCCUUUUCCAAGGAUCCUUCUCCUCAAGGUGGGUUUGGUGAAAUAGUUGGUCGUGAACAUUGGAAACUGAACAAGAUUGCUCAAGAACAUGGCGUUGUGACCGAAGUUCCUGCUGCUGAUUUCAAAGAUGCUCCUGUUGGUACUCUCUUCCAUGUCCGUCCUAAUCAUUGUUGUUUGACUGCAGCUUGUUUUGAAUUUUAUUUGGUUGUGGAAAAUGGAGGUGAUAAAAUCGUCGAUGUAUGGGUGCCUGUCCGUGGAUGGUAAUUCUAACAAUUAGUUUAGUUUAUAGAUGAUAUAUAUAUUGUAGUAUUGUAGAAAUUGUAUACUUAAAAAGAGAUGAAUAAAAACAUGAUGCCAUUUGUAUCUGAUGAUAAUGGAU